AAGUUAAUAUGACCUAUGACGAUACUUGAAUAUACAUCUUCGCGUAGAGUGCAGUCCUUCCCCAGAAAGCGCAAUACAAUCAAGCGGCAACAAUGUUGCAGAUUUUAACUUUGUUUCUUCCCUUCUUAGUUUUCCUUCAAGCAUUUCCAUUGGAUAAUGUUACUGACGAGGAGCGGACGGCAGUUUUUAGCUAUUUAAUUCGUUAUGGCUAUUUGACUAGAUUAGAAAGCAGAAGCGAGAUCAAAUUUACAGAAGCAAUUAAGAGGUUCCAGAGCUUCUUUGAACUUCCCGUAACAGGAGUCAUUUCUAAUGAUGAGCUAGAGAUAAUGACCAAGCAGCGAUGUGGCAUUCCUGACUAUCUGACCAGUCGGUUUGGUGUCAGCCAAGCUUGGACGAAAAAGAACCUAACCUACCAUAUUGGAGCAAUUACCCCCAAAUUAACUGAAGAACAAGUAGGCGACACUAUUCGAAAUGCGUUGGAUAUAUGGGGUGCUGCAGCUAAUUUAACAUUUACUAGAGUUUCUAAGAAAGAGGAUGCCGACAUAGUGAUCUUCUUCGCGUCCGGAGCUCACGAAGGAGACACGAUUAGUUUUGAUGGCCGCGGAAGUACGUUAGGUCACGCAUUUUACCCUCCAAACGGGGAUCUCCAUUUUGACAUGGAUGAAAACUGGAUACUUGGAAAAGGCAGAGGAAUGACUGACUUGUUUAGUGUGGCUCUGCAUGAGCUUGGUCAUUCCAUGGGACUUGCGCAUUCCACGGUGUUUGAUGCUGUCAUGUAUCCUACCUAUCGAAUUGGGAAGCAGCUUCACCAAGAUGAUAUUAACGCAAUUAAUAAACUUUACAAAACUAGCUAGAACUUCGUAACCUCUAGGCUCAUUUACAGCCGCAAGCUAGUCAAUACUCUUAAUAUGGUUAUUUUUUUGACGGAAAAUAAUUUAAUUUUUGCCUCUGUACCAAUCUUUUUAUAAUAAAAGGAUACCUACAUGAAAAA
Messenger RNA from Photinus pyralis (common eastern firefly), 991 nucleotides. RefSeq names its product matrilysin-like. The transcript has 7 exons. Lineage: Eukaryota; Metazoa; Arthropoda; Insecta; Coleoptera; Lampyridae. The record is from RefSeq and is a predicted model, not a curated record. Gene Ontology annotation, biological process: extracellular matrix organization; collagen catabolic process; proteolysis. Gene Ontology annotation, cellular component: extracellular matrix. Gene Ontology annotation, molecular function: zinc ion binding; metalloendopeptidase activity. The coding region runs from base 93 to 854 and encodes 253 amino acids.